CAGCAGCCGAGCCUCAGGCACCGGGAGCGCGGAGCAACGUGCCCACCAGCUCGCCAGACCAGAUCUCGGGGAGCCACACCAUUCCACAGGAAAGUCCAGCUCUAAAUCAGGAAGGAGGUCAUUCUCAUCAUGACAGAUGACAAAUGGCAGGUGAAGACCUCUUGGGAAGUCCCGUCUUUUGAAGUGACUUAUGGGGAGAGUCCUUUUGAUCAGCAGUGUCUGCUCGACCUCACAGAAGGGCGCCCCUGGGCUCGGCUUUCCUGCACGCCUGCUCCUUCAGGGAUGGAGGCUACGGCGGCCAGCACUUCCCUGCCUGACCCUGGUGACUUUGACCGGAAUGUGCCUCGAAUCUGUGGGGUGUGCGGAGACCGAGCCACGGGCUUUCACUUCAACGCCAUGACCUGCGAAGGCUGCAAAGGCUUCUUCAGGCGCAGCAUGAAGCGAAAGGCAUUGUUCACCUGUCCUUUCAACGGGGACUGCCGCAUCACCAAGGACAACCGCCGCCACUGUCAGGCCUGUCGGCUCAAGCGCUGCGUGGACAUCGGCAUGAUGAAGGAGUUCAUCCUGACGGACGAGGAGGUGCAGCGGAAACGAGAGAUGAUCAUGAAGAGGAAGGAGGAGGAAGCCCUGAAGGACAGCCUGCGGCCCCGGCUGUCGGACGAGCAGCAGCACAUCAUCGGCAUCCUGCUGGACGCCCACCACAAGACCUACGACCCCAGCUACGCCGACUUCAGCCAGUUCCGGCCUCCGGUGCGAGGGGCUGAGGGUGGAGACAGCCAUCCCAGCAAGUCGCUCUCGAGACACAUGCCCAGCUGCUCCGGGGACUCGUCCUCCUCCUCCUGCUCCAAUCAUUGCAGCACCUCCCAAGACGUGAUGGGGACGGCCAGCCUCUCCAACCUGGAUCUGAACGAAGAGGAGUCAGAUGAGUCUUCCGUGACCGUAGACCUGUCCCACCUCUCCAUGCUGCCCCACCUUGCUGACCUGGUCAGUUACAGCAUCCAAAAGGUUAUUGGCUUUGCCAAGAUGAUCCCAGGGUUCAGAGACUUGACCUCUGAGGACCAGAUUGUGCUGCUGAAGUCAAGUGCCAUCGAGGUCAUCAUGUUGCGCUCCAACCAGUCCUUCACCAUGGAUGACAUGUCCUGGACCUGUGGGGGUGAGGACUACAAAUACCGCAUCAGUGAUGUGGCCAAAGCCGGACACAGCUUGGAGCUGAUCGAGCCACUCAUCAAGUUCCAGGUGGGGCUAAAGAAGCUGAACUUGCAUGAGGAAGAGCAUGUCCUGCUCAUGGCCAUCUGCAUUAUCUCUCCAGACCGUCCUGGAGUGCAGGAUGCUGCACUGAUUGAGGCCAUCCAGGACCGCCUGUCCAACACUCUGCAGACCUACAUCCGCUGCCGCCACCCGCCCCCAGGCAGCCACAUGCUCUAUGCCAAGAUGAUCCAGAAGCUGGCUGACCUGCGCAGCCUCAACGAGGAGUACUCCAAGCAGUACCGCUACCUCUCCCUGCAGCCCGAGUGCAGCAUGAAGCUCACACCCCUCGUGCUGGAGGUGUUUGGCAAUGAGAUCUCCUGACUACAGCAGCCGGUGAUGGUGCCUGGGUGGGGCUGCUCCUCUGGGAACCUGGGCCUGGGCCUAAGGCUGGCUGCUGCCCGGCAGCCCUUCCUACCCACUCUGGAGUACAGCCCCUUCUCUCCCACCUCUUCUCCCUGUCCUGCCCGUCCUCUCUCCUGCCCAACCUAAUACCAGGCCCCUGCUACCUGGAGGCCACAGGCUGACCCCAGUCAUCAAGACCUCAGUUGUGAGGAGUUGUGUUUAUUUGACAGGACUGAAAUGGGGGCAGAGGGCAAAGGCUAAAGGUGGGGCCUUACCUGUUAAUCCCAGAAGUAGUUGCUGGCUGGUGCCCAGGGAUUAGGCAGGCAGGAAAAAUAUUCCUCAGGGAGAGAUACCUGGACCUUCCCCCAGUUCAGGUCCAUUUGUCCAGACCCUGGUGGGGAUCCCUCUCCCCUUGCUCUACCCAUGAUCAAGAACUGGCCACCACCCCCACUUUACCCCCACCUCGUCCUGCCUCCGCGCUGUGCGUUCUGUUCCAGGGCACCGCGCCUCGAUGGGGCCUUCCCCCCCUGCCUUCCUCUCCCUGGCCCGUCUAGGAAACUCACUGCCAAGGAUGACCAACACCAGGGUGACUGAGCUCAAAGUCACCCUUUACCCACCUCUGCUGGCCAAAGUGCACUUGCCUAACCCCCGGACCCCACCUUCGUCCCGUCACCAUGGUAACAUUCUCCUUGAAAGCAGCUAUGGUGAGGGGGCUUUCUCCCCAUGGCCCACAACCCACCUGCUCAGAGACCCAAGGAGGGAAGAAAGCAGGGCCCAGGUGGUGGGGGACAGGCAAAGCCAGCCUCAUAGAACAAUGGUGGAUGGUGGCCCCAGCUGUCCCUGUCACCAACCCCAUGGCUUCGCAGCCUGGAUCUGAGAGUUAGUUGAGGCAGGAGCUUUUCUUCCAACAAUCUGCAUGGCAGGACUGAGUUGCCCCCAGGUUGCAGGAAAGCAAUGGGCACCACCCUCCCCCGCCCCUGCCAGUGCCUUACCUCCCACCCUAGAAAGAGAACCUGCCGCAGGCUCCGGGGCCCUCCCACUCUGGCCGCAGAUGCUGUUGGGGCUCCGCUCUAGGAUGGCCAAGGGUGACCCAGAGACUGGCCCAGUCUCCCAACCGCCUCACAGUCCAGAGAAGCAGUGCCCGCUCUGCUUACCAGUGGGGCCACGUCUUUUCCAGCUGGUGGGAUGGGAUGGAGGUGAUGAACUCCCAGACCCCAACAGCCUAGGGCACACCCUCCCUGCCCACCUAGGUGUAGUUCUCAGGCGGCUGUUCCCCCAGAAACCCAGGAGCUGGUGCUCCAAGACCUCAGGGUGUGGACCUCAGGGAGAGUCAGAGCGCAUUUAGGGGUGGAGUCCUGUGGGGCUGGUCCCCUUCUUAUUCUCUCUCCACCACCCAAAGUCAGAAGGAGCCCUGGGGGCAGGGUGGGAGGUGGGGCGUAUAACUUCAAACUCCACGUUCUUCAUAGCCAGACCCCCCCAGGAGGUGGAAACUCCAGGUCUGUUCACUCCGGGGUGGAGUCUCUUAGGGAGUGAGUUGUAGGUGUGUGGGACCAAGGCCAAGAGGGUUCUUCCGGGACCCUGGGAGUUUGGGGAACGUGGCCAUAUUCCAUGUCUUGUCACGGAGGAGUUCACGUCAGUAGGAUGUCCCUCCACCUGCCUCUGUCGUCCCCGGGGAACCCGGGAGCGACAGGACUUGCCAGGGUCGUCGGUGUCCUCAGGCGGGAGGAUGUGCCACAGCCUGUUCCUGAGGACGGAGUGCCACCCUUGUGGCCGAGCCUUGUGUUCAUUAGAUAUGAGUUGUUUUUAGAAUCAGACUCCAUUUUGUACUGCAUUCUAAUGUAGCGGGUAGUAGGCACCAAUGAUUAAGAGAUAUUUAUGGGGGGGAGAACUUAUAUUGUGAAAAUUCUAUACAUUAAUUAUUAUUGCUGUUGUCGUUGUUUUAGAAAUUAGGGGCAGACCCUUGUUGUUUGAUUUGAGCUGUAAAAUAUAUUGGUCUAGCUUGCUAUUCAGUGGGGAAAAAGGGUUAAAAAUCGCUAAAGUCAUCCAACCCCGUUUUUAAAGAGCAUCGGCACUCGGAGGAGGCGCCACUCACCCCAACCCGUGUAACUAGUUCGAAGCAGCACCGGCCUGGACCCAGGCGCUGGACCUGUGGUCCUGCCCCCUUUUCACUGCGCUUGCGCCCAGACCCCACUUCCCAUUUCUGAGCCUAGUCUUUGAGGGAAGUGCUAGAUUUUAGGCAGAGCACAUCUAGAUCCCACCACCCUGCCUUCUUUCCCUGAGUUGCCACCUCACUGACCCAUCAGGAGGGUGGGGGACACCUCAGCUUGUGUCUCAAUGUGAAUCAGAGCUCCCCCACCCCCCAGUAUGGCCCUGGCCAGGUGGGAUCUCAAUGUUGUUGCCUUAUCAGUAAAGUCUUUGUGACGUCUCCACCUUCCCAGCUCUUCCAGGCAACUGUCGACUGGCCCCGCCUCCUCCAGGCAUCCCCAGCAGACACAGGGACAAUGCCAGUUCUGCAGCCCUGGGCCCGCCGAAGCCCUGCCCAUUCCCAGAGGGAAGUUUGGGAGCUGGGAGGGGCAAAAGAGAGGAACAGCGAGGGUCUCAGGGCUGAAUUGGGAGGAAAUAUGAUUAUCACUUAUUUUGCUUUGGAAUGAGAGAAGGUGAAGGUGGAUGUUUAUAAAUCUAAACCUUUUAAAGAAUAUUACUAGAAACCCUGGAAAGUGUGUGCACCAAAAUGCCAAAUAAACAAGACCCCAGGAGACAGCUGCUGCUGCCUAACUGGAAACAAGGGGAGAAUCCAAGUGCGGCCAGCAGAGAAGACUGGAAUGUAUGAGACUCAGUGAAAGCUGGGAAUGACGAGGCAGAAAAGCAGACUUUAAAGAGUGCCUCCUGCGUUAUUUCCAAAGAAUAAAAAAUGUUUGCCAGAAAUAAUGAAGAGAGCUUUGCUUAUGGUAAUAAAGAAUGGAUCAUAUUUACAUAGCACUUACUUUGUGGCAAGUACUGCUGUAAAUAAAUGCUUUAUGCAGACCAAGUCGCUUUAUUCUUAUAAGGACCCCAGGGGAGUGGACUGCCAUCACCCUCAUUUGUCAGAGGGGAUAACUUGCCCAAAGCCACACUGGUGCAGAGAUGGAAUUUGAACCCUUGGCGGCUGGCUCCAGAAGCCUUUAAUGAACUACUACACUGUGCUGUUUCCUCCUGAGUGGAGUGACCCGACAGUCACAGUCUGGCCAGCUGUCUACCCUGGAGCAUGUAAGGGAGAUGCCCCUCCCUAACGGAGGCCCUGAGAUGGGAGAACUGGAGGGGCUGGUUCCAUCAGUGCUCAACUCUCGGGAUGCAUCCAGUCAUAGGGACGGGCUCCCAUCAGGAAGGGCAACCGAGCAGUCUUGGGAAAAUGUGUCUUGUCUUCGAAAUGGCUGCUGUGCCAGUGACGGAGGAUCGCCAAUGACUUCUGCGCAUAAACAGGAUUCCUGAGGGACCCAGAGGACCCGAUUCACCCAGCUCUGCUUCCCAAGGAAGUGGGGUUUAUGAUACAGGGAAGCAUCGCUAAACACAGCACAAAAAUAACCCACCAAAACACACGGUAAUCUGCAAGUGGCAAAGUCGUGCCCAGACUGUGGGUAUAUUUAGGGUAAAUUGGCCUGGGAACCUGGGGAUGUGAUUUACUUUACCAAAGUAUCUGCAAAGCUGUCCAAACUACAGGUUUUAAACCGAGUGUGUCGUUGGGGGUGAGGUGGGAGUAGAAGAACUGCGGGCAGGGCUUGUGGGCUGUUUUGUCAUGAAAAAACAGAUGGACUUAGAAACGGCUGCUUAGAUGCAUGGGUCUCUGGCAGGAGAAUUGUGAAGGUGAAAUUCCUAGGAGCUGUUAGGAGAAUCUUAUUUAGCAUUUUAUAGAUGCUCUGGAAGAACAGAAAGUCUCCAAGCCUGUGGGUUACAGUAAACUUUUUCAGGUAAGCUGAGAGGAAUGCCCCUGGAAAACCUUAUAAUUAGGAUAACGUGAUUUUAAGUUUUCACAUUCCAAGCUCUGGUUUUACCCGUAUGCUGUUCAAUAAAGUAGCCAUGUGUGAUUUUUUCAAUGAAUUAAAAUGAAAUAAAAGCAAACAUUUAGCUCUUCAGACACACUAGCCCCAUUUCCACUACUCAAUGGCCCCAGGGCUCCCGGAAUCGACAGUGCAGACACGGAACAUUUCUGUCGUGGCAGAGAAGUUCUGUGGGGCAGCACUGGACUGCUCAGCACCUGCUCGCCUGGUACUCAUCGUGGAUCAUAUGCUCCUGUCGAUCUGCUGGGCAGAUAACCGCCAAAGUGUUCAACCUCACCUAGAAGGGACAUAGCGAAUCUCCUCCCUUUACAUCAAGUGAUGCUGCUACUGGAUGCUGCGAACAGGUCUCUCAAAAGUGGCAGAAAGGGAAAACAUCUCACAAGGCCGUGAGGCAGAAACAGGUCAGUGGUGUGCAUGGACACACCGAUUCUGGGGCCAAGCCAACAGGGCCUGCCUGGAGUGGCUGGAGCCCCCAGGACUAUAUCUCAGCUUCUGCUGGAGCUCCUUGGAGGCUGUCUGUGCGGUGUGGGGUCUUCCAAAGGGGAUGAAUGACAUCUCACGCUCUCAGCACGUCUAAGGGGAUGCCCGCCAACAUCCUAUCAGACAUUAGCUCUCAUGUGGGCAAGAAGCCUGUGAAGCUGCUGAAGGUGUCUGUGCUCCAAGUGACCAAGAAGCACAGCAGGGUGUGCAGCAGUGGCUGCUGGGGGCAUUCGGGAGGUGGGGGGCCCUGCUGCAGGCAGCUGCUCUGAAUUUCUAUUCAGCCAUGUCAUACAUUAUACAUGAGGUAAUGUUGCAAGUUGGGUUCCAGGUUCCGAGGAAGCUGACUCUGAAAAGCAGGUUGAAGUGCAAGACGUUUACUGGGGAGAAGGUCACCAGCUCUGGUGGCAGGGAAGGAAGUAGCAUCAGGUAGAGAGGGGACAGUUGGGCUGCCGUCCCUUUUCUGCAGAGGUCUCCACCAACCCUCAUGGGAAUUCUGAAACUGGGAUGGCCCUUGCCAAGUUUUUUUUGUUUG
Artibeus jamaicensis (Jamaican fruit-eating bat) is the source of this 6636-nucleotide messenger RNA. It is a transcript of the gene VDR, whose product is annotated as vitamin D receptor. The record is from RefSeq and is a predicted model, not a curated record. The transcript has 12 exons. The coding region runs from base 130 to 1569 and encodes 479 amino acids. NCBI's taxonomy places the organism in Eukaryota, Metazoa, Chordata, Mammalia, Chiroptera, Phyllostomidae. Gene Ontology annotation, biological process: positive regulation of transcription by RNA polymerase II; negative regulation of transcription by RNA polymerase II; cell differentiation. Gene Ontology annotation, cellular component: nucleus. Gene Ontology annotation, molecular function: zinc ion binding; nuclear receptor activity; vitamin D response element binding.